GGGGCGGAGCACACAGCCCUAGCCCCGCCCGCUUCCGUCCCGCGGCCGCGCAUGCGCGGUGCCAGUCGGGAGUUGUAGUUCCACCGGAGAUGAGGCCGCGCCGGUUCCCCGUUCCCGGCUGUGUCCCCGCCCCGAACGGGCCCUGGGCAGGAGCCCCGGGAGCGGCUGUGCGGGGGGACCCGCCCCCGUGAUCUCCAAGGCCCGAGCCCCUCCCCAAAACAACCCCACCAGCGCAUGGUUCUCCCACAGGAACUGCAUUAACACAUUAAACCCACACAAAACCCCAAAGCUUCACCCCCACAGACGCUGAGGGCACCACCCGGGAGCGGGUUUUGUCACGGUCGCCAUUUGGACCUGGACUGAUCCUGGCACAGUAUUCCUUUGCCUUGGCUGUAGCGGGAUGUGACACCAGGCCAGGAUCGAGGGCUUGGAUUGGGGAAGAGGACUGGGACGUGAUUGCUCUGGAGCGGAGGGUUUGGCUGAUCUUACCCACAGUUUUAGGACAGGAGAACAAAGGGUAACACUUCCCCAGAACAAGGUGCUCCUCAUCCUGCCUCAGGAGACAGCAAGAAUCACAGGGGUUCAAAGAGCCCGCAGAGUUCAGCUGGAAAAUCCUGUUUGCUGAACUGGUUCCCACCAGAGAGAGGGCUCCAAGCUUCCUUUUGCUUCCGCAUUUCAAGUCCUGAGCUUUGGUAUGUUCCUAGAAAACAAAAGCUUCCAACAGUUCCUGAGAGUGUGCUAAUAAACCCCCUCACUGUGGAGAACCACACUCCCCUGACCCAGACACUAGGAAGGAGGUGAAUGUCCUUGCAUGAAAGCUAAAGAAAACCUCAGGGUCUUUGCAGAGGGAUUUCUCCUGUCCCUGCUUAUUGUCAGCCCCAUGCCAAGCUGUCCCUGUCAUUGUUAUGACUGAUUUCCCCUCUGCAGGCAGGGCUGGAGUCACUUCAUUCUUGAUAGAACAGGGGAGCAGAGCUCAGGGCAGGGCACAGCUCAGCCUUUGGCCUCUGGAUUCUGUAAGGACACGUUUUAAGAAGUUCAACUCCAGAUGCUCGUGUGCACUCAAGCUCACACAUCACUAAAUCACUGAGAAAGCUAAAAAUAGCCUGAAACCUUCCGCAGGCAGGAAGGUUCUGCUGUGUGCAGAACGGGAAGCCCCUGACAGAAGGAUCCCAUCUCCAAGCAGCCCUGAGGAGUGACACCAGCAGUGCCUCCUCUCAGCUUUGGGUGGCUCUCAGCAUUCCUGGCCUGAAACACAGCCCGGACACAGUGGCUUGGUGUCCCAGGGGCCUUUUCCUGAGGUGGGGCUGGGCUGGAUGUCCCUGCUGUGAGCAGGCAACAAAUUGGUGUCAGGAGUGAAGUGAGCCCUGAGGUGGCAGCUGGAGGGGCUCAGCUCCAGCCCACCCAGGGACACUGCUCAGCAAUGCCCAGGAGCAGGGCCAAGGCAGUGCCAGCCUGACCCCUGUGGGUACAGGUGCCUCCCCACAGAGGACAGAGUCUGUGGCUCAUAACCUUUGCUCACAAGGGUUUUUCUGGUUGGACUAAAGAGGAUCCAAGCCAGGACAUGGUGAAACUUUGGCAGGGCUGGUGGCCAAGGUGACUGAGAUGUUGUUGGUCACCUACCAGGUGCUGCCUCCUCCAAACACCCAAACAAGAGCCUAAAGGACAUGCCAAGCCAUGUGCACCCACCUCUGGCAUUAACACUCCCUCCGUCCCUUGGAGCUGUUUCCACAUCCACUGUCUGUUCCCAGCAGCGCCAGGAGAUUUCUCUGCCAAAAAGGGAUUUGCUGUUACCUGGAAAUCGAUGAUGAGGCUCCAGAAGUGUCCCACAAAGGUUCUACUAGAACGUGACAGCACUGCUCCAUCAUGCUGCCACAAAUCCAUUUCCACCCAGCACUGAGACGCCAUCCCUUCUCACACGUGGCCAGUGGCUUUCAGAAAGGGCCUGGACAUCCACGUCUUGGCUUCUGGAGCUCCUUGGGCAGCCCAUUGGCCAGUUUCUCCCCUCUGCAGCCCCAGCCUGGGCUGUUUGUGGCUCCCUGUGUCCCAGUUGUGCCUGUCACAUGUGGUGUGAGGCACACAGCCCACAAAGGAAACCCUGGGUGACAAACCCCGGUGCGGGGGGCGGAGGCGAGACCGGAACAGAGCUGGUGCAGCCUCGACUGCCAUCGCAGCACCUCGGGGUGCUGCCCUGGCCCUGGGACCCCACACCAAGGCAGGAUGGAGGAUUUGGAUGCUUUGCUGGAAGAGCUGGAGCAGAGCUCCUGCCUGGCCUCCAAGGAGCGCGCUGUGCAGGGACCAAGCUCCUGCCAGGAUGCCCAGCAUGGUACCCUGAAGGUGCCGCUGCCACCUCGAGCUCAGCCUCCAGGAGAAGGUUUGGAUUCAGUGUACAGCACCCCUGUACCAGUCCCAAAGCCGCUGCUCCCCUCACCCCCACCCACGGAGGCCGCCUGGCAACUGGAUGAGCUCCUGGCCGACCUGGGCCACACGCAGAGCAAGCAGCUGGCAGCUGCAGGGCAGGGAGCCAGGGUGCCCAUGGAGUCCUUGCUGGACAACAUGCUGGACAGCCUCACCCGGGACCUGCAGGAGCUGGGAAUCACGGCCGCACCUGCCGGCAUCUGCGCCACCUGCCGCAAGCCCAUCGCUGGCAAGGUGCUCACAGCCCUGGGCAAAACCUGGCAUCCCGAGCACUUCACCUGUGCCCGCUGCGGGCAAGAGCUGGACAAGGGGCCCUUCUUUGAGCAGGGCGGGCAGGCGUUCUGUGAGGAGGAUUAUCACCAGGCCUUCUCCCCGCGCUGUGCCUACUGUGCCGGCCCCAUCCGCGAGAAAGUCCUCACGGCCCUGGAGCAGACCUGGCACCCUGAGCACUUCUUCUGUGCCCACUGUGGGAAGGUGUUUGGAGAUGAGGGAUUCCUGGAGCGCAACGGGAAGCCAUACUGCCACCAGGACUUCCUGGCCAUGUUUGCCCCCAAAUGCCAGGGCUGUGAGCGCCCCGUCACGGACAACUACCUGUCGGCCCUGCAGGGUGUCUGGCACACCGAGUGCUUCGUGUGCACGGAGUGCCUGACUGGCUUCACCGGUGGGUCCUUCUUUGAGCUGGAGGGACGGCCCUACUGCGAGCUGCACUUCCACCAGCGGCAGGGCACCAUCUGCCACGGCUGCGGCCGCCCCGUCACCGGGCGCUGCAUCACGGCCGCGGGGCGCAGGUACCACCCCGAGCACUUUGUCUGCGCCUACUGCCUGGGCCGGCUGCACAAGGGCACCUUCCGUGAGUGCGGCGACAAGAUGUACUGCCAGCCCUGCCACGACAAGCUCUUUGUCUGAGCCCCAGCUGCCCAGCACACAGCCUCCGUGCCUGGAUGUCCACGGUAUCGUCCCCACCAUCAUCAUGCCUGGCAUUGUCCCUGCUGACCCAAACACGCCUCAUAUGCCACCCAUCAACAUCCCUGGAGCUGGUUCUGCUCGGCUAACUGCCCCCAGCCUUGCUGCUGCCAGGCAUCAUUCCUUGUUCCCGUCCCUGCAAGACAUCGCUGGCACUGCCCCUUGGACCUGAAGCAAUAAAAUACCUGGUCCUGCUUUUU
Molecule: messenger RNA, 3578 nt
Organism: Parus major (Great Tit)
Lineage: Eukaryota; Metazoa; Chordata; Aves; Passeriformes; Paridae
Gene: LPXN
Product: leupaxin
Exons: 9
Coding region: 2218-3321 (367 amino acids)
Biological process (GO): actin cytoskeleton organization; muscle structure development
Cellular component (GO): stress fiber; filamentous actin; Z disc
Molecular function (GO): actin binding; muscle alpha-actinin binding
Source: RefSeq, a predicted model, not a curated record